This is a messenger RNA of Bombus pyrosoma, 3292 nucleotides long. Its product is annotated as ras-related protein Rab-32-like. Gene Ontology annotation, cellular component: trans-Golgi network; vesicle; Golgi apparatus. Gene Ontology annotation, molecular function: GTP binding; GTPase activity. Lineage: Eukaryota; Metazoa; Arthropoda; Insecta; Hymenoptera; Apidae. Gene Ontology annotation, biological process: vesicle-mediated transport. The coding region runs from base 1527 to 2186 and encodes 219 amino acids. The record is from RefSeq and is a predicted model, not a curated record. The transcript has 6 exons.
GAAUUAACAGCGCGAUUUGUAAAGUAACGAAGCGAUACCCUGUUUGAAAAAUAUGUCGAUGAAAUUACAACGAAGAUACGUGGAAGAAAACGCCGAUAUCGCGAUCUUCUUCGAGUACGUGUCUGCAAGCGCACUUGCGUACCAGAAGCAGAUUAAACGUUAUCACCCGCUUAGCGAUACGGACUAUGGAUGACAUCGAAGCGACGUUAACAUCGCAGUAUUAUAUGUAGUUUAAAUAUAAAUGAGUCGACUUAUCCGUGGCAGCACAGAAUCGACGCUGUUUCGAAGCGUCUCGAUAAAAUCGGCGUGGGCAGCUCGUCCGGCGACAACUGUGUGGUUACUCUCGUAACUUUUGCUAGUAACGUGUCCCACAAUUUUUCACGCGACGAUCAACGAAGACUCGAAGUUGUAAUUUGUUCAAUAACGAUGGAAUUUCGCACGAAGAUCGCAUAAGGGAAGCGCGAUAAACUUCAUUUCUUAAUUUUCGUUCUUCGCGCCUCUGUUUCUUACGAGAGGCGAUAUUUAAAUUUAGAGUUGUGCCAGCCGGUGCAAGAUUAGCUGUACGAAUCUUCUUAUUUACGAUUUAUUCUCUUGCAUUUUUGUCAAGUAAAAAAGGAAGCUAAACAAAUACGAAAUACGAUGUUGCGGCAAUUACCAAAGACACCUGUUGUAUCGGUGUGACGUUAUCAAAAUAAGAAGCUUAUUAUUAUACGGACAUUUUGUAGGAGAAGAGCUGUGUUCGCGGAGAGACGCGAUCGCGAGGAAGCGAGCCAACGGGAGUCGUAAAUUCCCGUUUCGGUUAGAUAAUCGAUGCCACGAAAUUAUCGAUCCCCUAUUUUGUUUAGGAUAAUAGAGGUGAUUGAACUGAUUAUAACACUGAAGCAAUAAGUCACAAUAUACACUUUAUUCCAACAACUUUGUAAACAUGGGUAGUUGCACUCGGUGCGUGUAAAUAUAAGAUAAACGGAUGACUGAUCUAAGGCUGAUAAAGCAGUUAAGACGUUGACCGGUUAACGUGUGGAAAAUUAGUCAAGAGAUGUUGAUUAAUCCAAGGAUGACAAAUCGGUGAAGUUCGGUGACGAUGCUAUCGCAGAGGAAAACUACUGCUGGGUGUUGGUCGCUUCACUACUGGUCGCUUGCGAAUGGAAAUGACCGUUGAAUAUGGAAAAAAUCCGACCUUCCCAGUUUUUAUCUGAUGGAGCAAUAAUCGUAAGGAACGUCUCGAUCCUCGAGGGAUGGAUUUUAGUUUACGUAAAGAGUCACCGGACGCAACAAGGUCCGAGCGUUGGAAACGAAGGAAACCCGAGUGUUUACGAGCUCAGAAAAAGGCGAUAGCGUGCUCGAACACGAUAGAUUAUAAAUCGGGAGGCAAGAGACGUCGUGUGUCGACCCCUUGAGCCACCGAGACCGAGCUUCUCGCUUUCGUUCGUUUGUCAAUUUACCAGCCAAGUUAAGUGCAAUCGCCGGUGGGACCAUCAGUCGUGCUUUCGUCGAUCUGCAACGAGAUACACAACCGUGAAGAGGAGAUGAACACACGGAAGCCGAGGAGAGAUUCGGACAUUCUGCUGUCCAAUUUCACCCACAAAGAGCUGCUCUUCAAGUUCCUCGUAAUCGGUGACUAUGGUGUCGGAAAGACGGCAUUGGUUAGAAGAUACACGGAAGGAAGGUUUACGUCCAAUUAUAAGAUUACCAUAGGCGCCGAUUUCGCAAUAAAGGCAGUCAACUGGGACCGGUUUACUAAAAUUAACUUACAAUUAUGGGAUGUCGCUGGCCACGAAAGAUUUGGAUACAUGACCAGAGUUUAUUACAAAUAUGCAGUAGCUGCAGCUUUGGUGUUCGAUAUUUCGCGGAUAGCCACGUUUCAGUCGAUCAAAAAAUGGUUGUGCGACCUGCGGGAAAAAGUCACACUUCCAGAUGGUUCGGAGAUACCAGUCGUCCUCUUGGCGAACAAAUGUGAUAUUCCUUGCCCGGCGGUACCCACCGAACAAAUUGCCAAGUUCUGCAAAGAGAACAACAUUGGUGCCUGGUAUGUAACGUCUGCCAAAGAAAAUACGAAUAUUGAUGUGGCGAUGCGUUAUCUCGUGGAGAACGUACUGAAGACCAGAAUCGACGUUGAUAUUCGUGAUUCCAUACGAUUACGAGAUAAAUCCAGGAUUCGACAAAGGAGCGAUUGUUGCAAAUUAUAAUCGCGCAAUUAUAGAUUGCGUGUUUAUUGCGCCACGAUGAUGCCCGUUCAAGAGACUCGACUUUUCCAUGCGAUUUUAAUUCAUCCGCGAUGCGUAUGCUUUAAUAUGUUUAUAACGAUUAAUCGUGAUCUGUAGGUGCAUGUCAAUGGACGUUGACAUGUUGCAGAUACGCGUAAUAAUUCGAAAAUUUUAAAAUGCUACAGCGAAAUUAAACAUAUUUGUUUGAAAAUACACGUGCGAUGAAUUUCUAGGGCGACAGAGUUUUUAUCUCAUGUAAUAACUAGCAAGUAAAUAAUCUCAAAGAGAUUAUCAAUUUUUAACACGUCGGAUAAUAGUCUUAUUUACAUUUUUUACAUGACGGAUAAUAGUCUUACGCACAACGAUGUGAACGUUCGUAAACAUGUAUUGCGGAGAGAAAUUACGAAUAUUUAUUUUAGAGUGCACGAUAAAUCUUUAAGGCACUAGGAUCUUCGUUUCCUUUAACAUAACUAUCGAGCGGAUAAUUUUAUACAGCUCAAAUUUUUAUAUUUCUUCGUAUUUAUCGUUACAUCUAUUGUUAGAUAAUAAUUGCGUAUUUUAUACAAAUCUAAAACAGUUUUAUUCAAGCGUUUCUAUCUCGAAACGAGAUCACGCAUCAAGGGGUAGAAACAACGAGGAAUCGUUUAAAUCGAUAGAUUUAUUUAAUUUGUACUCUGAUAAUUCUUUAACAUUAUUUGCGUUCGUAAAUCAACCAAGAGAAAUAUUAUAAAUAAAUAUGAAUCGAAUUCGUAACAUCGCGAGCUACGAAUGUCUUCAAAAUUCGCUAUUACAUUCUCAUUGUAUUUUUACAUUGUGGUAACAAGAAUUAACACGUAACUUCUAUGUACAAACAUAUUCACGUGUUACCUUUGGUAAACAUUCGACACUCGUUCCAGUGUGCUACAAAAUUAAAUAUACUUGGUAUUCCUUGCCAAGUUUUACGAUUUGUCGGUCGACAAAUAACGUAUCAUUUAUUAUACGAUAGUGGCCAGGUUUUGCUAUUGACUAAUCUAAAUAAAUCUAACAACAGCUCUGCUGUGUGUCUUUAGUUUUCUUCUAUUCUCUUGAACCUCUAAAUAAUUAUGUAU